Tachysurus fulvidraco (yellow catfish) is the source of this 2430-nucleotide messenger RNA. Its product is annotated as fibrillin-2-like. The record is from RefSeq and is a predicted model, not a curated record. The transcript has 5 exons. Lineage: Eukaryota; Metazoa; Chordata; Actinopteri; Siluriformes; Bagridae. The coding region runs from base 91 to 2430 and encodes 779 amino acids. Gene Ontology annotation, molecular function: calcium ion binding.
GACAAGAGCUGGAUACAGAAUGAGUGUCUUCGUAGAGUUAGGCACAGACACACAGAGCAGCCCGUAAGGAACAUAUCCCUGUCUGCCUCAAUGCCAGCUUCUUCAACAUUAGUCCAUUUGUUUGAAAUGCAGACUUUACAGCUCUACCUGUUGUAUCUGUGUACUAUUCUCAUGUACACCGGUGUAGCUGCAAAUCUCAGUGACUGUGAAGCAAUAGGAAAAAUAUGCCAUGCCCACGCAGAGUGUGUAAAAACACGCAACAGCUUCACUUGUGUUUGCCUGCUUGGAUACAGUGGAGAUGGACUACAAUGUGAAGACAUAGACGAAUGCACUCUUGGUAUUCAAAGCUGCAAUGUACAAGCGCACUGUAAGAACACACCAGGCAGCUACAGCUGUGUAUGCCUGGUUGGAUAUUCUGGAGAUGGAAUUCAGUGUGUGGAUGUAAAUGAGUGUCAAACCGAAAAUGGUGGCUGCCACAAUGAUGCAAUUUGCACUAAUACAAACGGGGGGAGAACAUGCCGGUGUAAGAGUGGGUUCACUGGAAAUGGGCUUGACUGCACUGAUGAUAAUGAAUGCAACAGGCCAAGUAUAUGCCACUGGAAUGCUGUCUGUACUAACAUUCCUGGAUCAUACAUAUGCACAUGUAUUUCUGGAUAUAAAGGCAAUGGUAACUAUCUUUGCCUGGACACUGAUGAAUGUUCAGAAAUUCCAGGUGUGUGUAAUUCCUAUUUGGGUUUCAAGGGCUGCAAGAAUCUACCGGGAACCUACCAAUGUCUUUGCAGCACUGGCUACCAGAGCAAUGGGAAAAGCUGCAUAGACAUUAAUGAAUGUGCAGACAGUAUCUGUAGUAGGUUUUCUAACUGUGUGAACACUCCUGGUUCUUAUCAGUGCACUUGUCAGGAAGGUUUUGCUGGGAAUGGUAUAACUUGCGUUGAUGUCAAUGAAUGCAGUGGGGCGAAUCUUUGCGACCCAAACGCAUUGUGUAUCAAUGUGCUUGGCAGCUAUGAGUGCUCAUGUCGCACUGGUUUCCUUGGAGAAGGGUUCCAAUGUACCGACAUUAACGAGUGUAAAGAAAAUAAUGUCUGCCCAGUUGGUGCAAUCUGCGUCAACACUGCAGGCUCAUUCCGCUGUGACUGUGGUCAAGGCUAUAUUUUCAAUAAAACCAAGUGUCAGGAUCUGGAUGAAUGUGCUGUAGGCCUCUGUAGCCACCAGGCUUCAUGCACAAAUUCUCCUGGCUCGUUCACAUGUGCGUGCCUUCCUGGUUUUGCUGGUGAUGGUUUAUCAUGUGUGGAUGUGAAUGAAUGUGCUACGUCCCACAAAUGCCACUCCUAUGCCCUAUGCACUAAUCUUCCUGGGAGUUACAACUGCAGUUGCAUGGUGGGCUACACAGGUAAUGGCCUGACACUAUGCUCAGACAUUGAUGAGUGUCAACUGGACAAUGGUGGGUGCAGUGCCAAGGCCAGAUGUGUUAAUAGCAUGGGAUCCUUUUCCUGCCUCUGUUCCUCAGGGUUUAACUUAGUCAAUGGCACCAUAUGCCAGGACAUAGAUGAAUGCCUGGUACUGGAAAAGCCUUGUAAGAUCAAUGAGAAAUGCUCUAAUAUAGAGGGUUCAUAUGAGUGCUCCUGCCUCACAGGGUUUACUCGUCCCAGUAAGAACGCAGGAUGUUCUGAUGUUGAUGAGUGCCUAAUACAUCAGUCAUGCCAUCCCAAUGCUACCUGUGUCAACUCAGUUGGUUCUUUUAUGUGCACUUGUAAAAAUGGCUUCAGAGGAAAUGGUAUUUAUUGUGAAGAUGUGAAUGAAUGUGCAGUAGAGGGUGCAUGUCACCCAUAUGCUUUGUGCCACAACAUCCCUGGUGACUUCUCCUGCCAAUGCCAAAAGGGCUUUGAAGGAAAUGGCUUCACCUGCUUGGACGUGGAUGAAUGCGUGCAAUCAAACACUACCUGUCCUGCUACCUCAGCAUGCAUUAAUUCUCCCGGAACAUAUGUGUGCUCUUGUAUGAAUGGUACUGUGGUAUACAAUAACACCUGUGCUCCACCUAGCAUAUGGUGUAGCCCUCCUUGCCAUCAAUUUGGACUCUGCCACCCUUCCCCCAUGGGAUUUCAGUGUGUAUGUGAUGUUGGGUUCAAAGGGAAUGGAUUCAUCUGUACAGACAUCGAUGAGUGUGAGCAGAAUAUGUGUCUCAGGAAUGACACUGAGUGUGUAAACAGUCCAGGCUCAUUCUCUUGCACCUGCAAAAUGGGUUAUUCUCAAAAUGGAACAGAAUGCAUGGAUGUGGAUGAGUGUACUUCUGGCAAGGCUGAGUGUAGCGAAUUUGCACAGUGUGUCAACACUGAGGGGGGUCACCUGUGCUUCUGUCUCAAUGGCUUCACUGGAAAUGGAAAAAGCUGCUCUGUUUUGGGCUUUUCCCCUGACCCUGUCCAUUUUGGAUGA